Messenger RNA from Canariomyces notabilis, 1833 nucleotides. RefSeq lists its product as uncharacterized. The transcript has a single exon. NCBI's taxonomy places the organism in Eukaryota, Fungi, Ascomycota, Sordariomycetes, Sordariales, Chaetomiaceae. The coding region runs from base 1 to 1833 and encodes 610 amino acids. The record is from RefSeq and is a predicted model, not a curated record.
AUGGCUCCAUCUGGCUCAAUUGUCACAUCCUUUGCUUCCGUGUCUUCCAGCACCACUACCUCUUCCUUCAAGAGUCAAUGUCUCGAACCGGCGCGCCUUAUCAUUGACUGUCCCUUUCCGGGUUGCUCGGAGAAAAUCGACGGUCACCACGAAGCGUUGUGUCAAGCGCACCUGCGGACCCUCACAAAAUCCAGCGGCAGCCGAGAUGCUGCUUCAACGAAUGGCGCACGUGCGCCAUCAGGGCCGGCACCUAGCCCUAACCCGUCUCACCAGCCGCGUGAUUGUGAUUCGACCGGUCUCUCGCAAUCCUCACCAUUCUCCCAAGGCGUUGCAACGUCAAAGCACAAGAAGCUGCUGUUGCUACGAAAUCCCAUCGUGAUGCGUAAAACUGCCAGUGUCGAGAAUGUGAAAGCGCCGCCCUUCAUCCCCCAGCAACCCGCACCGAAGCCUAGCACGCCACCAUCCCGCGGGGAGUCCACCCUAUCACCGCCCUCGCCAGAACCCGUGGCACCCAAUUUGUCUGUUCGGUCACCGCCCGCCAGCCCGGGACCUUCGCAAGAUGGCGAGUCCCCGAGGAAAAGGCAACGGUUAUCUCCUUCCACAGGGCAUUCACCAGUAUCGCAGAUGAAUGGGAGGGCGACGUCUAGGCCGUCGACAGCCGGGGCCGAACCAGAGGAGAAGGCGGACGGACCCUCCGUCCCGCAACCUCAGCGCCGAGCAUCCGUCAAUUCCUCUCAACGGCUAAGCAAAUCCCCAGAGAAAGUAGCCAGGCCGACUGUGAAACUGGCUUCCAAGAAUGCUGUGAGGAGAAUGCCAUCACAGCUGUCUACUCUACGCUUCAUCGAUAGCCCCCAAGACCCCGUCUCGAGUGAGCCCUCCGAUCUACUAGGUCCAUAUGUAAACGGUUCUGCCGAAAGCAUCCUAAGGACGAAUCGCAGAGAGAAAUUAUCGACUUUCUCACUUAAUGAAGGCGUCAAAGAUUAUUGGAUGGGAAAGAUUAACAGCUCAAUUCCAUCAGGAGUCCAAGCUGAAGUCCUUUCUGGCUCGCCACAUCACACGCAGAGGAUAUCUGAUCCCCUGAACGGGCAAACAAAAGGUCCAUCCCCCGAAAAGAGGAGAGAAUCACAAACCACAUACCAGACUAUCCAGUUCCCAUCUCCAGCACCCCUUCCCACCAAAAGGCGACGGCCACCCCCAACACCAAAGGUAGUGGACGCCUCCAUCUUUGACGCCUUGAUCUACUCCCAACCCUUGGCCUCAACGCCUCCUCCGGGACUGCAAAUUGACAGUACUGGCAUCCCUGGACAACCGCCUAUACCUACAGCGACGGAAACAACAGAAGCAGCAGCGACAGCAUCAAAUGAUACCACAAAAGCAGAAAAACUGCCCCCCGACGAACCUGUCUUUGCUGGGAUCGACCCCCGCAUCCACUGGCCUCAGUCCCACUCACCCGCCUGGCUGGCUGCCAAACAAGCCGAGAUCGAGGCCCGCGGGGGGAGAAAGGCCAACUUUGGACGAGCGGCACACAGCUUGCGGGCGCAGCUACGGCGGGCGGAAAGAGCGGAAGCGGCUGCCGCGUUCGAGGAUACCCUGCCCGAAAAGAUGGCCGAGAAUCCGGCCUGGGUCAGGGUGCUGAAGCGGUUGAAGGGGGCUAACGGGAAUCAUGGGAAUGGACAUGGGGAGGAUGAUGCGGUGGAGAAUGGGGUUGUCAAUGGGACUGGUGGUGGUGGUGGUGGUGGGCAUGCCAGUGGGAGCGGCGGCGAGGGGGUGAGCGGGGCGACGGCCCCAAAUCCAAGAAGGGGGCGUGGAGGGAAGAUAGGUGUUCGGUCAUGA